GAGAGAGAGAGAGAGGAGGGGAAGAACUUUAGGGAAAACAGCCGCCCAGCUCCCAAAUGCUAUUUUUAAGAACUGUCUUGAACUUAACACAGACUGAACUGGAUUUUAAACAUAUUAGUUUGGACCGAACGCGAACAGGAUAUAAUGAGGUGACAGUUAAUUAUGUAUCCUUUAUGUUUCUCAUGAUCUGUUUGUGAUCACAAAAAUCUGUUGUUUGGUGAACUACUGAGCCAUGAGUGUCCCCAUUGCGUUUACUCUUCUCGUCCUGUGUGUGGUCAAAGUCCAGUGUGGUCAGGAGAAUUCUGCAUGUCCUCGGAAAGAAUCGUAUCCUGGUGUGCUGGCAUUAAACGUGGGGUCAGAGGUUAUCUUGAGCUGCAGUGGCGAUGUCACUGUGGAUAGCGUGCCAUUAGUAAUGGGAACAAAACACAAAGGGAGACUCAAAAGAAGAGGAGAUGUAACUAGCCACUGGAGACCCCAAAAAGCUAAAGAGAGUACUGAUACUCUUGAAAAACACUAUCCAGAAACUGAGAACUUUACCAAAACUAGUACUGCAACUAGAAGAGUUAAAGUCAGUGAAUCUGUAACCGAUGCUAAUCCAGUUAUAAGCUCAACAAAGGAGAACAUGGAGGGUGGGCAAGUUUUGCAGACUGUCAAUCAAUUCACUAACCCCAACAUUGUGGGCAGAGUAACAGAAGAAGGAGGGGCUUUUAGCAUAACCAUGGAAAUGGGGUUGAGCUCUGAGAGGAGCACCAGCACAGAAUAUGAAGAAGAUGAAGACUACGAUGAGAAUGUGGAGGGAGUGAGAGUGACCAGGUCCAUUAAGAGGCAGGCACAAUGGAGGUGGAAUGGUCAGCUCAUGCAAGACGGUGUGGAACAUGGCGGGGCUUUAAGGCUUCCUGCUCUUCGGUUGACUGACUCAGGGAACUACAGCUGCUAUAGGAGAGGCAAACUAGUUUCAUCAGUUAAAAUCAGUGUUGGCAUCUCUCCAGUGAGCUCUACCUUGUCAUGCCACAAGAAAUCCCACAUCAGCAAAAUCCGGUGUGAGUGGAUAUCAAGACAGCCCAUCAUACCACAUCCUCAGUGUUACCUGCUCCACUGGAAAGGAUUUGAGAAAAUCUCCCGUGUGAAUUGUUCAUACUCUGAUUCAUGUUCCUGCUGCUGGUGUGUAUUACCCAGUGAAGAAAAUGACAGAAAUGUAUAUACAGCUAAACUGUGUGUGACUAACACUGCAGGCAAUGCUACCAGCUCUCUAUACAACUAUAUUCCUCAAAACAUAAUUAAGCCUGAUCCUCCAGAAGACGUUAAAGUGAAGCCGGUCAAGGGUGAGCCUCACAUUCUGAAUGUCUCCUGGUCUUUACCUGCCACCUGGAUGUGGGAGUUGUACUACACCCUUCAAUUCCAGAUGAAAUAUCGUCCUCUACAUGCAAAACAGUACCAGCAGGUGGUCACAGAGAGUAGAGUCUGGUUGAUUUUGGAUGCUCUGCCCGACACUGACUACGAGAUUCAGAUUCAAGCAAAAGACGAGUACGAAGGGCAUUGGAGUGACUGGACCAGUCCUGUGCAUGCACGCACAUGGACAGCUCCUAAAACCACUGUUGCCCCUGAUAUCAGUACUCUGGGGCCGAUUUGGAUAUUCCCUGAAGGUUCGGGGGGAACAAAAGAUGACAUAGAUUUUAUACCUGCUGAUGACAGAGAUGGAGUAAUGUGGGUGUAUUUGCUGUGGGUGAUGGGAUUCUUUCUCCUUAUCACCAUCAUUAUGCUCACUGUUUACUCUCUCAGAUGGACAAUGCCAUUCCUGACUAAAAAUAACCAGGGGAGUGUAUCUUCAGCCCGCUCUUGUUAUUCUCCUUUUCCUCUCCUUCAGCAGCCCCUGAAAACUCUGAAAUGCAGCUAUAGGGAAAAGGAAGCUGAUGGCAUGUUGACUACUUUUUCUCCCUGUGAAUCUUAUAGGUCUUGAGCAAACAAGCUGUUACUUUGCCAAGGCCAGUAUUUCGGCACACACACACACACACACACACACACACACACACACACACACACACACACACACACACACACACACACACACACACUACUCCAUUGGGUGUUUUUUAUUUUUCAGAUAUUGGGUUAUGGCCUUCAUCUACCCAAUGUAAACAAUGUUAAGCUGUAAAUGCUGUUAUAGCUUUUGUUUAAAUUCAGAUUUAAGGCAGAGUUUAACCUAAAAAUGUGAAUCAGUCGCACUAAGCUAAACUUCAUUCAUUUUGUGAAGAACUGCUUGAUUGUUUUAAUUCAUAAAUCAAUUACAGUGUUUUUCAGUGUUUUUUUUUUUUUUUUAAUACAUACAGCAACAUUAAAUUACAAAACAGGAACCUGGUACCUCUUUACUGUAUAGAAUGUACUGAAGCAAACACUACAGAAAUGAAUAAAAAUGCUGCAUAUAUACUUCA
Messenger RNA from Tachysurus fulvidraco (yellow catfish), 2429 nucleotides. RefSeq lists its product as uncharacterized. The record is from RefSeq and is a predicted model, not a curated record. The coding region runs from base 233 to 1957 and encodes 574 amino acids. Gene Ontology annotation, molecular function: cytokine receptor activity; protein binding. Gene Ontology annotation, biological process: cytokine-mediated signaling pathway. The transcript is spliced from 10 exons. Gene Ontology annotation, cellular component: external side of plasma membrane. Lineage: Eukaryota; Metazoa; Chordata; Actinopteri; Siluriformes; Bagridae.